This is a messenger RNA of Lycium ferocissimum, 318 nucleotides long. Its product is annotated as monothiol glutaredoxin-S1-like. NCBI's taxonomy places the organism in Eukaryota, Viridiplantae, Streptophyta, Magnoliopsida, Solanales, Solanaceae. The transcript has a single exon. The record is from RefSeq and is a predicted model, not a curated record. Bases 7 to 318 code for a protein of 103 amino acids.
AUUAACAUGGAUAUGGUGAUGAAGUUGGGAGCAGAAAGUCCAGUGGUGAUUUUCAGCAAAACUACUUGUUGCAUUUCUCACAGCAUUGAAACCCUAAUUCGAGGUUUUGGAGCAAACCCUACCGUUUACGAGCUCGAUAAAAUUUCGAACGGAAAGGAAAUGGAGAAGGCAUUGAUUGAAUUACUAGGGUGUAAAUCAAGUGUGCCAGCAGUGUUCAUUGGAGAAGAGUUUAUUGGUGGUUCAAAUGAGAUUAUGAGUCUUAAUGUUAGAAGCAAGCUCAAACAUUUGCUUUUGAAGGCUAAUGCUAUUUGGAUAUAG